AUGACGGCCCUAGCUUUGCCGCAGCGUGCCCUCGAAGAAAUGGCUAGGGAGACAAUCCACGAUCGCAUUGUUGGUUGUCUCUUUGGCUCGGCUUUGGGCGACGCCAUCGGCCUAUAUACCGAGUUCCUUUCCGCAGAUACAGCUCGUCUCACAUACCUAUCACAAAAGUUCACUCUCUGUCCUCCAUCUGAAGCCACUCCCUUUCGUCGAGACGCGCAUCGGAACCCCAACGUUCCUGGAGAAUGGACAGACGACACCGAUCAUGCAAUGUGUAUACUGCUCUCCUUCUUACACAAAGACGGAAAGGAAAUGGACCCGCAAGACUUUGCUUCUCGCUUGCAUGUCUGGGUUAGAAUGGGCCUUCGCGCGUUAGAUACUCUGCCUUUGGGCCUGGGUCACACCGUGGGAGCUAUUGUUAGGAACCAGAUAUACCUCAAUGAUCCAGAAGGUACUGCGAGAAAACACUGGCAAAAUUCUAAUUACAACGUUGCGCCCAAUGGAAGCAUCAUGAGAACACACCCACUGGGACUCAUGUGUAUCAACAAGACACUCGAAGAAACUUUUCAGAUUGCCGCCGACUACUCUGUUGUUACGCACGUCGACCCAAGAUGUAUCAUUUCAUGUGCCGUCGGCACAGCGCUUAUCAGAGGUCUUAUACGGCAGGAAAUAUUCAAGGAGGAGCAUAUCGACGAUAUAGUUGGGAAAGGAAUCGCAUGGUAUUCCGCAUACCGACUGCGCCGAAUCGAAAAAGACGCCAACUGUAAAGACGAGCCAGAGCUAGACUUGGAGGAGCUGAACAAGCAUGUCAAAGCCAACGACCUUACUGAGCUUGAGCUCGACGACAUGUACAAGAUGGGAUAUACAUACAAGACAUUUGGUUCGGGCAUUCAUCUGCUGCGCCUCGCCAUGAGAAAGGUUGCUGCCUCGGAGAGCAGUCUUUCCACACGAAUGUCUAUUUUCGAGACCCUCAUAACCGAUCUCAUCAUGCGAGGUGGUGAUGCUGAUACGAAUGCAUGCUUUGCUGGUGCUCUUCUUGGGGCAUACCUUGGCUACAAAGUGCUUCCAUCACAUUGGAGAGAUGGCCUGAAACACGGCGACUGGCUCAUGGGGAAAGCAGAGGGGCUAAGUAUUUUGCUAGGAGUCGGACAAGGUACAUAUAGCGGUUCGGAGGAUAAGGAUACAGCGCCUGAUGGAGGCAGAGGAUGGUUGACGGAGAGCCAGAUUGAGAGGAAGGUGAUGAUGUUGCAAGCUGAUAUGGUCAAGAGAGGGCAAGAAAGAGAUAGACAAGAAGAAGCAGAAGAGCGGCGAGCAGAGAAAAAGCGAACAGAGAGAAAGAGAGAAAAGAGAGCAACGUGGCUGGGUGGCAUAGGUGGACGAGGAUAA
Molecule: messenger RNA, 1383 nt
Organism: Trichoderma asperellum CBS 433.97
Lineage: Eukaryota; Fungi; Ascomycota; Sordariomycetes; Hypocreales; Hypocreaceae
Source: RefSeq, a predicted model, not a curated record